UCUGUAGGGUUGUAUGAGCUGCUGAGGAGACACAGCCUGCAGCUCUGUGAGGUGAUUCACGGGGGAGUUCUCAAAGUCUGACGGCUGGACUCGCUCAGAGUGGAAGGUCCAUCUAUGGUCUGGAAAGUUAUAUUCCUCUGUGUUGCUGAAUUUCCUCCGCACCUCAGACACUGACAGCAGCAGCAGCAUCAGCAGCAGCGGCCAGGAUCGGAGUCCUGCUGUCCCGUGGAAAUAUCACGGCACCGAGCCGACAGACGCAUGGAACAUGGCUGCUAUGAGGACUUUAACCGUGGCGGGUCUGUUUUUGGCGUUUUGCGCGUUGGGACUGAUAGCGGUGGCGAUCAGCACUGACAACUGGUACGAGACCGACGCCAGGAGGCACCGGCAGCGCUGCAAGAAUUACUCAAACAAAAGAAACGACCCCGGCUACAUCUACAUCUCCAACAACAACCUGCCGCUCCGCAUGCUGCCCAAAGAGCGGAGCGCGGAGCGGAGAGGCUCCGGCGUCGGUGGCGGGAUGCUGCUGCGGGCUAAGCGGCACUUCUUGGAUCCUGCCCCGGCCAUGGAGUCCCUCUGCAGUCGGCAGUACAACUCCACCGUCACCGGACUGUGGAGAAAGUGCCACCGGGAGGGAUUUGACUUGGAGACGGAGGAUUUGAUCUUUAAAGGAUUGGUUCCGCGCUGCACACCAAUAAAAUACUACUACUCCUCAUCAGCGCUCCCCAGAAACCUGCCUAUCAAUCUGACCAAGACAAUAAGGCAGGAUGAGUGGCACGCACUCCACCUGCAGAGGAUGACUGCCAGCUUCAUAGGCAUGGCCAUAUCUAUCAUCCUGUUCGGCUGGAUCAUUGGAGUGCUGGGCUGCUGUCAGGAGCAUGAUCUGAUGCAGUAUGUCGCCGGACUUCUCUUCCUCAUGGGAGGGACAUGCUGCAUAAUCUCCCUCUGCACAUGUGUGGCUGGGAUCAACUUUGAACUGUCCCGCUAUCCUCGCUACAUGUUCGGGAUACCGGAGGACAUCAGCCACGGCUACGGCUGGUCCAUGUUCUGUGCGUGGGGCGGGCUGGGCCUCACGCUGCUGGCUGGCUUCCUGUGCACACUGGCCCCCUCCCUGUACCCACCACAGACCCCGGUGGUGCACAAGCCCAGACAGGAGAACGGCUGUGUGUGACACAUCUAACAGACACCUGUCUCAUCCUGAAACAGUGACGAGCCCUGUUCCGGAGACACUUUUACCCAUGCAGGGACUCAGAGCAGAGAGAGAGAGGGAUGGAUGGAUGGAUGGAUGGAUGGAUGGAUGGAUGGAGAGCCUUCAGCUCGGCACAAAGAAAGCACAGAACACUGGCUCUCACUCAUAUGAAAAUGAUGAAGAAGUGAGAUUGACUGAAGAUGAUUUUCAGUUCCUCUGGUGCUUUUUCCCCUGUCCCUCUUUAUGAAUGAACUCUUCAGUGUCAUUGCUUGCUCCUCAAGAGGAGAAUAUAAUAAUUUCUUCCUGUAAAAUCUGCUACUUUGAGAAGAAGAAGAAGAAAAAACGAGAAAAAGACAAACUGGCAGAAGAUCAAUAGCACAACUUUGAAAUCUGU
Messenger RNA from Amphiprion ocellaris (clown anemonefish), 1580 nucleotides. Its product is annotated as transmembrane protein 178B-like. Bases 266 to 1168 code for a protein of 300 amino acids. The record is from RefSeq and is a predicted model, not a curated record. Gene Ontology annotation, cellular component: membrane. NCBI's taxonomy places the organism in Eukaryota, Metazoa, Chordata, Actinopteri, Pomacentridae. The transcript is spliced from 5 exons.